CAUCUUCUUGCGUUUUCUCGGGAAAGGGAGAGAAAAUCUGAACGUUUUUGUAUUGAAUCGUGGGGAAAUCUGAUGGACGCAGCUUCAAGUUUUCUGUGCAGAAGCAUUCGGAUUCCAUCGACGGCGCUCACGUUCACUAGACCGCCGGUGAAUUACGUUUGUCUCGUCUUCGACAAGAGAGAUGGCGGCGUUCAUGUUUUCCCGACGCGUAAGGUCUUUUGGAGCGGCAAAAGUAAUGUUUUCGAUAAACUCAAAUCUAGGAAAAUCGAGAAGAGGAAUGAUACUGAACCUGUGAGUGUUAGUAGUGAAGCUGUUGUCGAUGAGGAACCGGAGGAGAAGAAGAAGAACGAUAAAGAAUUAAGUCUUUGUGAUUUGAAUCAAAAUGGUAAUCCCUUGGGGCGGAGAGACCUAGGGAGGAACGUAGUGAAGUGGAUUAGCCAAGGAAUGACGGCGAUGGCCUCGGAUUUUGCCACUGCGGAGGUUCAGGGUGAGUUCUCAGAGCUAAGGCAGAACGUCGGUUCUGGUUUGACGUUUGUGAUUCAGGCUCAGCCUUAUCCCAACGCCAUUCCAAUGCCACUAGGGCUUAAAGUCAUCUGUUUGAAAGCUUGCACACAUUAUCCUACCUUGUUCGAUCAUUUCCAGAGAGAGUUGCGUGAUGUUCUUCAAGACCUGGAGCGCAAGAACAUCAUGGAGAUUUGGAAGGAGACAGAGUCUUGGAAGCUUCUCAAGGAGAUAGCAAAUUCAGCUGAAACGGAAAAUUUUGGCUUGUGUCGCGUUCAUAGGGAGGUGGCUCGCAAAGCUAAUCAACCAAACCCUGUUCAGGGAGUUUUUGGGAUAGACUCAGAGAAGGUGAAGGCUAUACAAGCAAGGAUUAAUGAGUUCACCAGCAGCAUUUCGCAGUUACUUCAAGUGGAACGAGAUACAGAACUGGAAGUUACGCAGGAAGAACUCAAUGUUAUCCCUACUCCAGAUGAGAGCUCUGAUUCCUCAAAACCAAUCGAGUUCUUGGUUAUGCACGGUGAAGAUCCACAGGAACUUUGUGAUACAAUUUGCAAUUUGUAUGAAGUUAGUACCUCCCCAGGAUUCGGAGGUAUGCACUUGGUGUUGUUUAAGGUUGGGGAUAAUCACCGUCUUCCUCCUGCUACGCUUUCCCCUGGUGACAUGGUUUGCAUAAGAAUUUGUUACAGUAGGGGUGCUGGAGCAACUUCCUGUACGCAGGGGUUUGUUCACAACCUUGGAGAUGAUGGGUGCAGCAUUGGUGUGGCUUUAGAAUCUCGUCAUGGAGAUCAUGCUUUCUCCAAGCUCUUUGGUAAGAGUGUGAGAAUCGAUCGUAUUCAUGGCUUGGCCGAUGCCCUGACUUAUGAGGAGAAUGGUCUCCAGAAGAAAAAUCCAUCAAUUUCUGUAGUGGCGACUUUAUUUGGGGAUGGGGAAGAUAUCACAUGGCUAGAGCAGAAUGAUUAUGUAGACUGGAGUGAAGCAGAGUUGAGUGAUGAGCCAGUGGGUAAGUUAUAUGAUGAUUCUCAAAGGAGAGCCAUAGCUCUGGGAGUAAACAAAAAGAGACAUGUGAUGAUAGUUCAAGGACCUCCUGGCACGGGAAAGACUGGAAUGCUUAAGGAGGUCAUUACUCUCGCUGUUCAGCAGGGAGAAAGAGUACUUGUAACAGCACCUAUUAAUGCAGCUGUUGAUAAUAUGGUGGAGAAGCUCUCCCAUCUUGGACUAAACAUCGUCCCAGUAGGAAAUCCCGCAAGAAUAUCAUCCGCUGUUGCUUCAAAAUCUUUGGGGGAGAUUGUAAACUCUAAGCUUGCAAGCUUUCGAGCAGAACUUGAAAGGAAGAAGUCGGAUUUAAGAAAAGAUCUUCAGUGUUGCCUGAAAGAUGAUUCUCUUGCAGCUGGCAUUCGGCAGCUCUUGAAACAGCUCGGAAAGACGUUGAAGAAGAAGGAGAAAGAAACUGUAAAGGAAAUACUAUCAAAUGCACAGGUUGUUUUCGCCACUAACAUUGGAGCAGCUGAUCCUUUGAUUAAGAGGCUAGAAACAUUUGAUUUGGUCGUUGUAGAUGAAGCUGGUCAGUGUAUCGAGUCUUCACGUUGGAUCCCAAUAUUGCAAGGGAAACGUUGUAUUCUUGCCGGCGAUCCAUGCCAAUUAGCACCAGUUAUUCUAUCACGUAAAGCUUUAGAAGGUGGGCUCGGUGUGUCUUUGCUGGAAAUAGCUGCAUCUUUACAUGCUGGGCAUCAAAGGAGAUGUAUGGUGGUUGGUUAA
This is a messenger RNA of Thlaspi arvense, 2256 nucleotides long. The record is from the annotation of a GenBank genome assembly. Lineage: Eukaryota; Viridiplantae; Streptophyta; Magnoliopsida; Brassicales; Brassicaceae.